GGAAAUAGCAACCUGUAUUUGUUUUAGUUUUGGAGUCUAAAAUAGAGCUUGUUCAAGAGCUGCUGAAGAGAGACGCCCCAUCCAACGUUCCUGAGAUCAUUGACAAACUAUUCUCUGAAAUAGAAAAUGUGGAUAAGAAGGCAGAGGACGAGAUUCAGGAGGCUGAGGUUGAAGAAUGUUCAGUAAACCUGUGGAACUGGGCUGUGACCAAGCGAAUGGGUUCAUUUAUCAAUGAUGAGCAAAGAGCUAAAUUGCGCCACAUUGCUUGUAGGCUAGCAUUGCUGUGUGAAGAUAACAGUUCCUCGGAAGAAACUGUGCGAAGGCAGAUUCUGAUGACCAUGAAGACAGGAAAAGGGUGGGUGGAUAUUGGAAAAGCUGUCCUUGCUGACGGUUUUCUUGAGAUUGCUAUAAAAAGUAUAGAAAACCUGUACACCAGAUUAAUGAAGAGGAGUAAUGGGGAAGCAGAUAUACAUGUGCACAAAGCUGAUGUGGAGAAGAACCUGUUCAAAGUGCUGUCUUACCAGGCUGAAUCAGCUGUUGCUCAAGGGGAUUUUCAAAAGGCAGUGAUAUGUGUGCAGCGCUGCAAGGACAUGUUGAUGAGGCUGCCAAAAGAGACUUGUUACCUGUCUCUCCUUUGCUAUAACUUUGGAGUGGAAACAUAUGAGCAGAAGAGGUAUGAACAGAGCUCCUUCUGGCUCAGCCAGAGCUAUGAAAUUGGGAAGAUGGAUAAGAGAUACUCUACUGGGCAAGAAAUGCAGGCUAAAGUUCUGCGGUUAUUAGCCACUGUCUACUUGGAAUGGGAUUGCAAGGUGUAUCAAGACAAGGCUCUGCAGGCUAUAAGCUUGGCUAACAAGGAGAAUUUGCAUCCAGCUGGGUUUUUCUUGAAAAUUCAAAUCCUUCUGAAAAGUGGAGCAGCUGAUGAAGACCUCAGUACAGCUAUUGCUGAAAUUAUGCACCACGAGGUAUCUUUAGAUUUCUGCUUGAACACUGCUAAGAUGCUGCUGGAACACAACAGGGAGUUGGUGGGUUUUGAUUUUCUGAAGUCUGUUGCUGGGCGAUUCGAGUCCUCGCCUGACCUUGGAAAGGUCAUCCUGCUCCACAUCGAGUUCCUGUUGCAAAGAAUGAGGGAGCCACUUGCCAAGCAGAAGAUCGAAGACAUCAUUACAGGUCACUACACAGGAAAACAACUGUCAGCUGAAACACUGAACCAACUGCACAUCAUUCUGUGGGACAGAGCUGCCAAGAACUAUGAGGCAAAAAACUACCCUGAAGCUCUUCAGUGGUACAACUAUUCUCUCAGCUUCUAUUCAUCUGGGCAGAUAGAUCAGAAUUUGGCUAAGCUGAAGAGGAACAUGGCUUCCUGCUAUCUUCAUCUGAAACAACUUGAGAAGGCUAAAGAGGCAGUGAAGGAAGCAGAGAGGUGUGAUCCUAGGAGCAUCUUCACUCAGUUCAGUGUGUAUAAGAUUGCAGUCUUGGAGGGUAACGCUGACAAAGCGGUGGAGGCAAUUGUUUCAAUGGGGAAGCUAGCAGAAGAGCCAGCCCAGCACGAAGACAAGCUGUUGGCAGAUGGAAGUACAGUAACCACCCUUUUAAGUUUAGCUGCCCAGAUUGCAUUAGAGAAUGAACAACAUGCCGCCGCUAUAAAAGCUUUGGAGUAUUUAUCUCAGAACUCACAAGACUGCCAGCAAGUGUUUAUAGCUUUAAAGUGUUUGAUUCGUCUUGUCUUGUCAAAGGUCAUAGCAGAGCUUGAAGACAAGAGAAUGAAAGAUCUGGACACACUUCUGACUUAUUUGACCUUGGCGCAUCAGAAGCUUGCCGAGCCUUUCACAGAAGGGAGCCUGACACUGGAACUAAGGACCCAGGUCACUCACUGGUUUAGAAAAGUGGCUUGGAACUUGGCUGUACAGUUCGAGAACUGCCCAGGAACAAUGAGGGAUUUCUUCAUACUGUCUUUCAAGUUUUCUCAGUUCUGCCAUCCUGAUAAAGCUGUUCUGAUUGCCCAGAAGACAUGUCUGCUAAUGGCUGCUGCAAUUGGUUUGGAAAUGGGGAGACAAAACAUAGCACUUGCUGAACAGAUUGAGCUUCUGACUCAGGCUCUUCAGCACAUCCAGGCAUGCAGGGAUAUCUGGAAAGCUCUGAAGCCAACAGGAGAUUUCUCCAAAGACCCAACUGACACAUUGCUGCUCCUUUAUGAGUUUGAAGCAAGAGCCAAACUGAAUGAUCCAGCCCUGGAGAGCCUUCUGGAAUCUGUGUGGGACCUGCCGCAAGUAGAGAGCAAGACGCUGGAAACCAUUGCUUCUUUAGCAAUGGAGCCGCCAGCUCAUUAUCCUUCCGUGUGCAAGAAGGCCCUCAAGAACGCGCUGACCAUAUAUAAGAAACAAGAAGCUGUGGAUGGUGUGAGAAUCAGCAAAUGUUUGCACAGUUUGAUUCACCUUUCUCUGCCAUCUGGAGUGAUAGAUGCAGAUGCUUGUGUACUGGAAGAGGCAUGGGGUUACUUUGAAGACGCGCUGAGCACUGUAAGCAGCACAGACAAUUACCCUGAGGUGGAGACCCUUUGGCUGAUGACCAGAGCCUGGAAUACAGGGAUAUUUCAGUACAGCAGUGGUAAAUACAAGGAAGCCGAGCAGUGGUGUGGGCUGGGAAUGCGCUUCCUCCAUCACUUGGGAUCCCUGAAGAGCAGCUAUGAGAGCAAUAUGGUCAGUCUCUACAGCGAGGUGCUGGAUAAGUUGGACAGAGUGAAGGGGUUUCUUCCAAAUGAAGAAUGAUGCCCACCACAACCCUGGCAGAUAAGGACACCAGCAUUAUCAGAAGAGUCUCCUGGGUAGCGGCUGCCAGCUCUGUGAUGCCACGUGAGUUCUGGGCACAAGAUCGAGGCCUUUCCACUGGCUGUUUCUAAGUUGUGUAUGGUUUUGGGGCAUGUCUGCUGGAGAAAUGCAGUGGUUUUUCUCCACCACUCAUGCACCUUUUUGGAGCCGCUGAGUAAGAGGAAGCAGACGCAUGCAUUCCUUAUGAGGUGGGGUUGCUGUUUUAGAGAAGAGGGGUAGUUCAAACGUUUGAUUUCCAUAGGAGGUGACACUGUGAGCAAUAAAAGAGUUCUAA
Messenger RNA from Alligator sinensis (Chinese alligator), 3099 nucleotides. It is a transcript of the gene TEX11, whose product is annotated as testis expressed 11. Bases 216 to 2765 code for a protein of 849 amino acids. Gene Ontology annotation, molecular function: protein binding. NCBI's taxonomy places the organism in Eukaryota, Metazoa, Chordata, Crocodylia, Alligatoridae. The transcript is spliced from 29 exons. The record is from RefSeq and is a predicted model, not a curated record. Gene Ontology annotation, cellular component: central element. Gene Ontology annotation, biological process: reciprocal meiotic recombination; male meiosis chromosome segregation; meiotic cell cycle.